GACGCGCUCCUUGACCACGAACCACGACCUUACACGACCGUUAACGAGCUCUGAUGUUUGGCGGGGGCAAUUUCACGUCGUCUUGGGCGAAUCCCCAGCAAAACCAGCAGCAGCAGCAGCCACAACAGGGGACUUCUGCUUUUGGUCAACCGAGUGCGUUUGGCGGUACUGGUACCACGUUCGGAUCGGGAAGCACUUUUGGUCAACCACCACAACAGCAGCCGCAGGCAAAUCCGAUGUUUGGUAACUUGGGUGCCCCGAGCAAUAAUGGCACUGGAGCCUCGACCUUUGGCACCUUUGGUUCCAACCCGUCCAGCACGACUGGUAGCCUUUUCGCACCUAAACCAGCCACAGGCGCGUUUGGAACGUUCUCUGGGGGUGGCACCUCCACGUUCGGGGGCGGAAGCACAUUCGGAUCAAGUACGACCGCUCCCAGCACUCAACCGACAACAAGUAUCUUUGGAGCGCCGAGUACGAGCACGAAUACGGGCACAGGGACCGCGUUUGGGAGUACGGGUGGUCUAUUCGGGACUAAACCCGCGACGGCGUUCGGUGCCGGAACUUUGGGCUCGACUACGAGCACCGAUGGCGUUGCCCCAGUCACGACCGGGACGGUUAAUCCGCCGUACAGCGUCUACACGGAGAAGGAUGGUACCCAGACGAACCAGUUCCAGGCCAUCUCGUGUAUGCCUGCCUAUCGAGGAACUUCCUUUGAAGAAUUGCGCGUCCAAGACUACCUUCAAGGCCGAAAAACAGCUAGCACGGGGGCAUUCGGGCAGCCCACGACGUUUGGCGCGCCGCAGCCCUCCGCAACAGGAGGCGGGCUCUUCGGAGCCACGCAACCAACGUCCACGCUAGGCGCUCCAGCUCCUGCCGGAGGAAGCUUGUUCGGUGGUACGACGAACGCGGGUACUACGGGUUCAGGGCUUUUUGGUUCUUUCGGUCAGCCCCAGCAGCAACAGCAGCCAGCUGCGACGGGAUCGGGUCUGUUUGGGAAUACGGGAGGUAGUCUGUUCGGUGCACCUCAGCAGAAUCAGCCGGCUGCUACUACUGGCGGUGGACUGUUCAGCGGAUUGGGUGGUCAACAGCAGCAGCAGAAUAAGCCAACCUUCGGCACCUUUGGGGGCACUGGAACCACAUUCGGUUCCACCUUUGGACAGCCGAGUCAGCAGCAGCCACAGCAACCACAGCAACCAGCAACUGGCGGGGGCUUGUUUGGCAAUGCAGGAGGUAGUUUGUUUGGUGGUCAAAACAAUGCCCCAAAGCCUGGAGGACUGUUUGGGUCGACCACAACGCAGCCAACGCAGCCAUCUACAACCUUCGGCGGUGGAUUGUUCGGGAACACCCAACAACAACAACAGCAGCAGCAGCAGCAGCAGCAGCAACCGCAACUACAGCAGCAGCCCGGCGGGGGACUGUUUGGCGGCAGUCUCUUUGGACAAAAUAAUCAGCAGCAACCACAGCAGCAGCCCCAACAACAACAAUCCGGAGGCCUAUUUGGGAAUCUGCAACCCCAACAGCAGCAGCAACAGCAACAGCAGCCUGGCGGUGGUUUGUUCGGCAAUACAGGUACCGGCGGCGGUGGUCUAUUCGGUAAUACCCAAAGCAAUCAGCAACAACAACAGCAGCAGCAACAGCAACAAUCGCAACAGCAGCAGCAGCCUGGUGGUGGACUCUUUGGCGGCAGUCUGUUCGGCCCCAAGCCUGCUACCACGACUGCGGGCACAGGUGGCGGUUUGUUCGGUAACUUCGGCCAGCAAAAUACUGGUGGUACCGCCGGUCAGACAAAUCCCUUGUUCGGUAACACUCAGAACAAUACCAACCAGCAGCCCGGUGCUGGCGGCGGGUUGUUCGGGGGUGGGGGAGGCUUAUUUGGGAACAAGCCAACGGCUCCUACUCUCGGUGCAUCCACCAUGCAACAGCCUGGCGCUCUCGGGGGCUCCCUAUUCGGUAACAUGUCGACCAACAACAACAUGAAUGCUUCCACCGCUGCUCCUGGUGCCCCUGGCUCCCUUACCGCAUCUGUGGCCCAGCCUGUCAGCGCCCAUCUCCCGAUUUUCAACUUAUUGCCGCCUGGACCGCGUUCCUUCUACCUAGACGAGCCCAAGAAGAAGGUGAACCUGUUCGAGCUGCCUCAUCAUCGAUACACGGGGCCGGAUUUGCGGCUUAACCGCCGAUCUACGGGUGGCGCGCAGAAGCUCCGCGGGUUCCAAUCCACACUGGGCCGCUCGGAGUUCGGCAAGUCGGGUGCCAUUGACUUGAACAAGGCCGCGCAGUCAGUCGGUCCUGACGCGCUGCUGAACAACGGCCCGGCAUCUGUACUGGGCAGCAGUGGGCGGCAGAGCGUGAAGAAGCUGGUGCUGAACAGGAGGGUCGACCCGUCGGAGUUUUUCAACAAGACGAUCACGCCCGGGAAAGGGUUCCUUGGAAGCCCGAAUAAGGUCACAUUCAGCCCGCAGCUUACUAUUGCGAUGAGGGAGCAGGAGCACAGCGAAGCUGCUAGCUCGCCGCGCCGGCCCGGCUCGCCUGUCCGGAAUGCUCGUUCGUCACCGGACAAGCACGACGAGCCCGAGCUGCAAGAGGGAGACUACUACACAAAGCCACCGCUCCAGGAACUCAGGAGUCUCAGCUACGAGGAGCUGGUGAGCUUCGAGGGACUCGUUGUCGGGCGGAAGGGCUACGGCGAGAUCCAGUUCUUGGAGAAGGUCGACCUUACGGGCUUGCCGAAGCUCAAGUGCCUCCUGGGCGACGUCAUCCGCUUCGAGGACAAGGAGUGUACGGUGUACCCGGACCAUCCGAAGAUCGACAAGCCGCCGCCCGGCCAGGGCCUGAACGUGAAAGCGCGGAUCGAGCUCGUCAAGUGCUGGGCGGUGGACAAGGCGAAUAGGGAGCCCAUCAAGGACCCGGAGCAUCCCGCUGCCGUCAAGCAUCUCAAGCGGCUGCAGAAGAUGAAGGGCACACAUUUCGAAAAGUUCGAUAUGGAGGACGGGAGAUGGGUCUUCACGGUGGACAGCUUCUGAUUGAUCAUGAGGGUGUCACUCUUUCUUGGUUGUUUUCCUCAGUAUCGCUUGUAAAGUAGUAGUAGCAUAGUACUAGUUACACUUGCAUGUAUUUCAGUCCUUGCAUUCAUGUUCUGACAAUAUAUGAUCAUUCAUG
This is a messenger RNA of Gloeophyllum trabeum ATCC 11539, 3156 nucleotides long. RefSeq lists its product as uncharacterized. Gene Ontology annotation, molecular function: structural constituent of nuclear pore. Gene Ontology annotation, cellular component: nuclear pore cytoplasmic filaments; nuclear pore. The transcript has 7 exons. Bases 54 to 3020 code for a protein of 988 amino acids. Lineage: Eukaryota; Fungi; Basidiomycota; Agaricomycetes; Gloeophyllales; Gloeophyllaceae. Gene Ontology annotation, biological process: protein import into nucleus; post-transcriptional tethering of RNA polymerase II gene DNA at nuclear periphery; RNA export from nucleus. The record is from RefSeq and is a predicted model, not a curated record.